Molecule: messenger RNA, 3813 nt
Organism: Notodromas monacha
Lineage: Eukaryota; Metazoa; Arthropoda; Ostracoda; Podocopida; Cyprididae
Source: the annotation of a GenBank genome assembly
AUGAUCAACAAAUACCGCGGUUAUUUUGCUUUGUUUGGUGGAUUUAUGAUCCAUCUGACGCUGGGAACUAUUUAUUCUUUCGGAAAUUUGACCACUUACAUUACGUCUUAUAUCCGCCAACGGAAUGAUCCUACAUUUACGUAUGAACAUGCAACGUGGAUUUACACUGGAGCUGUGAUGACCCAAGGGUUUCUCAUGUUUGCUGGCGGACAGUUGGAGAAAAAAAUAGGAGCCAGGUGGACUGCCUUCUGUGGGUGCUUACUAUUCAGCGGAGGGGUAUUUUCAACGGCGUUUGCCAUUGAAGUUGGAUUCUGGCUGGUGGUGAUUUCGUACGGUGUUCUAUUCGGAGCCGGUGUGGCAUUUGCUUACAUAGUUCCGCUGUCAUGCGGCAUGAAGUGGUUUCCAGAAUCCAAAGGAUUAGCCAAUGGUGUGAUUCUCGGUGGAUUCGGAUUGGGAGCAUUCGUCUUUUCGUAUUUACAAACGUGGUUCAUCAACCCGGAAAAUUUAUCUGUUGCCACUUCAGGAUACUUCGAGAACGAUGAAAUCCUGGAUCGAGUUCCUCAGCUGUUCAUGAUAUUGGGAGGCGUUUAUUUCGUUCUGCAGUUGAUUGGACUGAUUUUCCUUUGUCCACCACAGACGCGGGAUAUUUACGCCCGUUUACCAUCGAUCGACGAGGAAAAACGAGGAAUUCUGGACGACGAUAAUUCUCCAAAUCGGCGGCGGUCGAGCGUUCUGCCCAUCGGAAGACAAGCAUUCAACGAUUUUAGUGGAAGUGGCGUCGUUGAUAUUGUUGGAAAUGAUCUCAGCUUGAGUCCGGGAUCAGCUCUGAAAACGAAGGAGUUCUACAUGCUGUGGUUCACGCUUUUCUUCAACCAGCAGGCGAUCGGAUUCAUCUCGACUAUGUACAAAGCCUACGGGCAAACCUUCAUCAAGGAUGAUCAGUUUCUUGCCCUUGUGGGAGGAAUUGCUUCAAUUUUUAACUCCCUCGGGAGAGUCAUGUGGGGAUAUCUUGCGGAUCGCACGUCCUAUCGGCGAGCAAUGUUGUUGAUGUCGGGGUUAUUGGCUGGAUGGUUCUUCAGCUUCAUUGCUACGCCACGUGGUGGAAAAUACAUGUUUGCGCUUUGGGUUUGCCUGAUUUUUAUGACGUUUUGUGGUAACUUCAGCUUGUUACCGACUGCCACGUCUCAGACCUUUGGUCCGAUGCAUGCUGCAUCGAUUUACGGAUUGGUGUUCUCAGGCUCGCUAAAUAAGGGACCUCAGUGUAUCAGUGGUUCGCCGGGUGGGGGCAGUACGAAAAUCCGGGUAGCUGCAACUGACCAAGGCCGUCCGAUUUCUGCUGUGUUCAUGGGUGACCAGACAUUAUGGUACACUUUCAAACUCGACGCAACUCAUUUCCACGCUGCCCCUCCAGAGGGCUAUUCCCUACCACUCCAUCCCUCAACACCAAAAAUGAUAUUUCCUGCUGCUGGAAGUAUCCUUUCGACUGGUGAAAUACAAGGUACGAACGUAUUGCACAUCAUUUUUCGGAUUAGUUCAUGGCGGAGAGGCCCUUACGGGGGUUUAUUUUUAGUCGGGAGAACGAGGAGGGAAAACGCUCCGAAUUCCCUCGGACCUUGCGAUUCCCCUCCACGUAACCCGACGACCGACCCUUCUCAACCUGGGGAAUGCAUUCCCAUAUCUGGCUGUCCGGAACUGGUGAAGAAUCUGAGGAGUCCUAAUCGGGAUAUUGGCUACUUGAGAAGAACAAUUUGUCGAUUAAUUGACGGGAAGCCGUACGUUUGUUGCCCCACUACGUCUGGCACGCCAGUGCCAUCAGUGGAGCCAAUGUCCAGUGUGAAUUUUACCACAUCGCCAGGAAACGCUGAUCGUAGACUGUUCCCAAAUCCGCGAAAUUAUGAAUGUGGUGGAACUUUGAUCACCAAAAUUACCAACGGUGAAAAUGCUGCGCGGGGAGCGUGGCCGUGGAUGGCUCUUCUAUUCUAUAAAGGUGUUAAGGGAAGUGGUACGAAGCACGGUUGCGGCGGUUCCUUGAUAAACAAGCGUUACGUAAUGACAGCUGCGCAUUGCAUUCUCGAGAGUGACAUUGCGACAUUGGCUUUUGUACGACUUGGAGAGCAUGACUUGAGAACCAACCCGGAUUGUGACCGAUUCAAUCAAUGCACUUAUUACCGGGACAUCCCCGUGGAAAGCGUAAAGGUUCAUCCAGACUUCAUUCAGCAUCCAUAUAAGGGUGCCAAGAAUGAUAUUGCUCUUGUGCGACUGACCAGUGAUGCGGGCGUUGCUGAAGAUGGACUGAAAAUAGCGCCCGUUUGCCUACCCUUCGAUCCGUUUGAUGUAGAUGCAAAAGGAGAUCCUGCACUAUCUUCUGCGCAGACGACAUUGCUUGUGACUGGGUGGGGGAAAAUCAGUGUUCAAUUUGAAAAUGAGGGCAGUGACAUCCUGCAGCAGUUGCAAGUGCCCAUCGUGAGCGCCGAAAAAUGUAGAGAAACUCCUGCUUUUCGAAGGGUCGACUUCGGUCCAGGCCAUCUCUGCGCUGGUGGUGUGCAAGGAAAGGAUUCUUGCAAAGGUGACAGCGGAGGACCGCUGAUGAUUACGGGUAACAAAACGGAAAUCAGUACUGUGUUUUUCCAAGUUGGCAUUGUGUCAUUCGGUACGCCUUAUUGUGGUUUGAUACGGGCUCCUGGUGUGUAUACCAGAGUGAGCGAAUAUCUGGAAUGGAUCAUGGGUCAUGCUUGCGGCGAUUCUGAUAAAAGUGAACAGGAUGACGAAGUGUUAGCUUUGGUGAACAUAUUUGAACGCUCCGACGAGUACAAAAUCUCGGCAAAUGAGGAAAAGCUCGAGGAUGGUACAUAUUGGACGGGAUGCAUCGAAGUUUCUCCCCUUCUCCCGUCAAUUUUUCGUGUUGUGAUCGACAGUAACUCGGAGCCCGCGGCGAAAGAAUGCGUGAAGCAGUGCAUAGAGUACUUGCCGCAUUUUUGCCUAUACUUCACGUUCCCCCACGAAUAUCCCAGCAAAUCUCCGCCGAAGUUCACUCUGACGUGCGAGUGGCUUACCAGAAAUUGUCUGAAGAGCUAUUUCGAAGUUCAGAUAAACGAAAAUCGCUGCCAUUCAUUGACAUGUCCCGAAUCCAAAUGUGAUACUCCUGCCUUGCCAUCCCAGGUUCGGGAAAUAGUAGGUGAUGAACUUUUCAAGAAAUAUGAUUCCCUCUUACUGGCGUCGUCUUUGGAUAAAAUGGAGGAUGUGUGCUAUUGUCCCCGAAAUUUCUGUCAAGCCGCGGUUAUUCUGGAUGCUCCUGAUGAACUCGGAACUGCCGAAGUGGGACGUUGUCCUCAGUGUUUUUUUGUUUUCUGCAAUCGUUGCCGCCGGACAUAUCACGGAGUGGAACCCUGCAAUCUUUUGAACGAAGAAAAGCGAAAACUUUACGAAGCCUAUGUAAACGGAACGCAAGAGGUGAAGCGUCAUCUUGAGAAGAAAUAUGGGUUGAAACAAAUUCAAAGCGUGGUUGCCGAGUUGGAUUCCGAGAGUUGGCUUGAUGAAAAUUCAAAGCGUUGUCCGAGAUGCAAUGCCCGGAUCGAGAAAAGUGGAGGUUGCAACAAGAUGGCUUGCUGGAAAUGUGGGUCGUUUUUCUGCUGGUUAUGCAGCGCGCUCUUGCCUAAGGAUAACCCCUACGCUCAUUUCUCCCGAGAGAAUGUGCCUUGCUUCAAUCAACUGUUCGCGGGAACACGUGAUAGAGAUGAUCACGAUGACUUCGAAUUUUUUUUCAGGGAAGAUUUGGACGUGGAUGACGAAGAUAUUCUGCUUCAUCCCAUCUGA